UGGUACUUGCUGGUUUCUGAAGAUGUUACGGAUUUCUUCCUCCUGUUCUUAUGUGUUAUGUUUCAUAACGUUGCUGACACUUGCGGUGAUUAACUGCCACGGGCGGGUGACCUUGGAGAUAGAUUCAAAUACAAAGGCCGAGUUCGUCACCCUCAGACACGUGACCGACGUCAACGAGAUAGACAGUCUCGCUGAACGAGAACUGGAGAACAUAAAAGACCACCAACAGAAUUUGCGGUACCAAUUUAAUGCUCACGGCAAGGAUUUUGAUCUCCGGUUGGUAAAGAAUGGCCGUAUCAAACCGGCAAAGAUAUCGCAGCUCUACGUGGAAGAGGACGGUAAACUGGUGACAAAGUCUCUUGGUAGCAAUGACGAUUUUGCUCUUUAUCAAGAUAAAGACUCCAAUGCAGCGGUGGCAGUUACCAAGGAAAAUACACUGAAGAAAGUGGAAGGUUUUGUGAUGGAGAAGGAUGCUUUUUACGAGCUGCGACCCGUUGAAGAUGACAAAUAUAUGGUUUUAAGACACCAAAUUGACCAUACCGUUGCUGAACGGGCAGAAGCUAUGGAUGACGCAGUGCCAUUAAGUGUCCGAGAAGUGAAACUAGAUCGAGCUAAGCGAUCUUCGGCAGCAGACUCAAAGCUCCUCCAUUCCCUUCUGGAAGUUUUGGAGAAAGUUAACGCCAAGAGAACCGAGAAAGAAGUUGAACUGAGGUCAAACAAGGCUUUCACGGAGGGCCAUAUAGACGCCGCUAUUGAACUUCUAAUUUGCACUGAUGAUACUAUCUGGGACUAUUUUAUGAAGCGCAAUAAUCAAGUUGCCUCGGCGGCGGAGGCCGAGCUGAGGAAAUACUAUUCGUUAAUUGCGAACGGGAUAGAUCUUCGUUACCAGAACAUAGAUGACCCAGAUUUGAAUAUCUACAUCGUACUAUCGGCUAUCAUAAUUGUGAAGGUUUCCGUUGUGGCUGACACAACUUAA
Lingula anatina is the source of this 976-nucleotide messenger RNA. RefSeq names its product A disintegrin and metalloproteinase with thrombospondin motifs adt-2. Gene Ontology annotation, molecular function: metalloendopeptidase activity. NCBI's taxonomy places the organism in Eukaryota, Metazoa, Brachiopoda, Lingulata, Lingulida, Lingulidae. The record is from RefSeq and is a predicted model, not a curated record. Gene Ontology annotation, biological process: proteolysis.